GAUGUGGAGCGGCGCAUGUGGCGGAAGAAGGAGCCAGCGGAGGGGAUUAAAACUGUACCGCUUGUGUUCAUGUUCUCGGAGCCGCCGUUCAAACGGGAUGAAGUGCAUGCAAAAUCUCCGCUGUCGUACAUGUUCCUUGACAGGACGCGUAGCAAAGGAGGGCGAUGUCACCGCCAGCAGCUAAGUUCUCGGACGAGAUAAACCUCCGGGCAGACAUAAAGGUGUGACGACGACAGGCGGUGUAUACGGGUUCCGCUGCAGGCCAGUGUGCAUGGUCAUUUGUGUGUGUUUUGUUUAUGUUUGUGUGUGUUUGAGUGAGUGGCAAAGCAGCGGGGGGUCGUAACGUGAUGCCAAGAUGCUGCUGUCCUUGGGAAUGUUGAUGCUGUCUGCCACGCAGAUUUACACCAUCUUCACCGUUCAGUUCUUCGCCUUCCUCAACCUGCUGCCCGUGGAGGCCGAUAUCGCCGCUUACUCAUUUGACAACAAAACGGAGAACUUUGAUGACCUGCCCGCACGGUUUGGCUAUCGGCUACCCAGCGAUGGACUGAAGGUGGGUGCAGAAGUGUUUGUGUCUAGACAUAAAAACAUGUCCCUGCAAAUGAUUCCAAGGUUUUUAUGGUGUAAAUGUUUUGCCUCCUCACAGGUUCUCAAUGCCCAGAAAGCCGGGUACAAGGCAGCCAUUGUUCACAAUGUGGACUCUGAUGACUUAAUCAGCAUGGGAUCCAAUGAUUUGGAUGUUAUGAAGCAGAUAGAUAUUCCCUCUGUGUUUGUGAGCGAGGAAACUGCCAACUCUCUGAAAGAAGACUACACGUAUGACAAGGGGGGACAUGUGGUCCUCAUGCCAGACUUCAGCCUGCCGCUGGAAUACUACCUGAUCCCCUUCCUCAUCAUCGUGGGAAUCUGCCUCAUCCUCAUUGUUGUUUUCAUGAUCACCAAGUUUGUCCAGGAUCGACACCGGGCUCGGAGGAGCCGCCUGCGCAAGGAUCAGCUGAGGAAACUUCCCAUCCACAAGUAUAAGAAAGGUAUGGAGGCAAACAUCUUAAAUUACAUUACAUGUGCCACGCUCUGUGUACACUCUAUGUUGAAUAACAAAAAAUAAUAAAUUGCUAGACUU
Messenger RNA from Morone saxatilis (striped sea-bass), 1114 nucleotides. It is a transcript of the gene rnf13, whose product is annotated as ring finger protein 13. The transcript is spliced from 7 exons. The coding region runs from base 356 to 1099 and encodes 247 amino acids. NCBI's taxonomy places the organism in Eukaryota, Metazoa, Chordata, Actinopteri, Moronidae. The record is from RefSeq and is a predicted model, not a curated record.